Messenger RNA from Pocillopora verrucosa, 2192 nucleotides. RefSeq names its product glycogenin-1. Gene Ontology annotation, molecular function: glycosyltransferase activity. The record is from RefSeq and is a predicted model, not a curated record. NCBI's taxonomy places the organism in Eukaryota, Metazoa, Cnidaria, Anthozoa, Scleractinia, Pocilloporidae. Gene Ontology annotation, cellular component: cytoplasm.
AAGUGGCGUAGGAAGCAGCUUCUCGGAAAAGUUGUUCGUUGAGAAACUGAGCGCAGUACAAAGGUUAUGUCUACGGUUGUCGCAUGGUCUGAUUGAAAUUCGUCUAUGAUCAAUAUUCCUUCUUCCUUUCUGGUUGCUAAGAAGUGUCUCGAUGCCCGGAGAAGUCGUCGCAGACGAAGCUUUCGUAAGUCUUGUGACUAACAACAGUUACGCCAAUGGCGCGCUUGUUCUCGGCUACUCCCUCAGACGAGUCAAUACCACAAGAAAGCUGGUUCUUCUCGUUGCUAAAGAAGUUCUGGAACCGACCAGGCAACACCUUGCCCGAGUUUGGGAUCACUUAGAAAUUGUGGAUGUUCUUGACAGUGGUGAUGCUGUAAACUUAGCACUCUUAUCGAGACCAGAGCUUGGUAUAACCUUUACAAAAAUUCACUGUUGGAACUUGACACAGUAUAGAAAGUGCGUGUUCUUAGACGCUGAUACUUUAGUGGUUCAGAACUGUGAUGAACUCUUUGAGAGGGAUGAGCUGUCAGCUGUUCCAGAUAUCGGCUGGCCUGACUGUUUCAAUUCUGGUGUAUUUGUGUUUGAGCCAUCCAGAGCAACCUAUGAAGCUAUCUUGGAGUAUGCUGUUCAGAAUGGAAGUUUUGAUGGUGGAGAUCAAGGACUUCUGAAUUCAUUUUUCAGCAACUGGAGAACAGCACACAUAUCUCGGCAUUUGUCAUUUAUCUAUAACAUGAAUUCCAAUGCCAGUUACACUUAUGCUCCAGCUUUCCAACAGUUUGGUAGAGAUGUAAAAAUAGUUCACUUCAUAGGGCCUCUUAAACCCUGGCAUUACACAUAUAACUCUGAGACCGGCAAUGUGUACACGCCAUCUAGAGGUCAGGGUUAUGUUCCACACGAGCGAACUUUCCUGCAGCUAUGGUGGGACAUUUAUGUCACUUUUGUGCAGCCUGAAAUGAGACAAUGCCAUGGUGGCGGAGGUGGAGACUCUUCACGCAGUGAUCAUUUCCAGCCUGCACCGCACUAUCCCCCUCAGCACCAUUUUGAACACACUCCACCCCCUCAUCAAUUUGAACAUGAACCUUUCAUACCCCCACCCCCACCCCAACAGCAUUAUGAAACACCACAUCACCCUAACCCACCCCCUCAACAUCAUGAAUCUCCACACCACCCCCAACAGGAAAACCAUCCACCCCCACCCCCUCCUCACAGCUGGCCAACAGAGACGCCUCAAGGUUUUCAAGAUGUUCCAGCAAUUAAACAUGAGGAGGAAGGGCUAGCCAAUGGAUUGUCAGAUAUUUACAUCUCAGAUCAUGUUGUCUUGGAUUCAAACCCAGAGGUUCAAGAAAUUUCACAUCAACAGGCAUGGGAAAGAGGCGAAAUUGAUUACAGAGGUCGCGACAAGUUUGAAAAUAUCCAGAAGAAGAUUCAAGAAUCUAUAAAUGUGUUGAGAGAUCCCACUGAGGCACCCAUGGUUUUGUUUUAAGAGGCAAAAGAGGGCACUGUCCUCAAGAUUUCAUGUUAGAAUUUUCCUUUUAUGAGAGAACCUUAGAGAUGGAGGCAGUUGUGGCCAAGAAUGAAGGGUCAGUGUGUGGUGUUAAAUGAUCACCAGUUAUGUUGUAAAGAUUGAAACCAAAAAAAAGAUGAUCCCAUUGAUUGGGCAAACCUUUCUCUUGUAUUGAAUACAGUUGAGUAAUAUAUUUGAAAGGAAUUGUUUGUUUUACCUGGUAUAUAAACCCAAAAUUUUAUUGUAACUUGUGGGAAAUGCACAGGGAGUGAAACCAAAAACAAAAGCAUAAAAGUGAUGAUCCCAUCCAUCGUGCAAUCCUUUCUCUUGUGUUGAAUACAACAGAAUAAUAUAUUUGAAAGGUAUUGUUAGUUAUACCCUGCUCAUAAACCCAAAGGUUACUAUAAUUUUUGACAAAUGCACUGAAAAUUAAAAUUAAUAAAAUUGAAAACAAAUUCAUGUUACAGGAUCAAUGUUGAUAUCUGAGCAGCUGUGUACCUACCCCUCCCCUAUCCCAACAACAGUCAAUUGAUAACAAAUUAGGGUUAAUGUUGGAUUAGGGGAGGGGUAGGUGUACAGUUGUUUGGAUACUGACAGUGAUAUAUAGUAGUCUGUAUUUAACUAAGUAUUUUUGGUUUUGUGUCUUGUUUGUGAAAUCUAAAUUCACCCCACUCUGGGUUCGAGUAUU